Messenger RNA from Suncus etruscus (white-toothed pygmy shrew), 10531 nucleotides. It is a transcript of the gene MAST4, whose product is annotated as microtubule associated serine/threonine kinase family member 4. The record is from RefSeq and is a predicted model, not a curated record. The transcript is spliced from 31 exons. The coding region runs from base 16 to 7935 and encodes 2639 amino acids. NCBI's taxonomy places the organism in Eukaryota, Metazoa, Chordata, Mammalia, Eulipotyphla, Soricidae. Gene Ontology annotation, biological process: intracellular signal transduction; peptidyl-serine phosphorylation. Gene Ontology annotation, molecular function: protein binding; ATP binding; magnesium ion binding.
ACCCCGGAGAGGAAAAUGGGGGAGAAAGUUUCGGAGGCGCGGGAGCCGAUGCCCCGUGGCUGUAGCGGCCACGGCAGCCGGACUCCUGCCUAUGCGGCGGCCGCCUCGUCUUCAGCGGACGCCUCCUCGGCGGAGUCCUCGGGCUCAGAAACUCUGUCGGAAGAAGGGGAGCCCGGAGGCUUUCCUCGGGAGUCGCCACCGCCGCCUCUGCCACCGCCGGGCGGCGCCCCUCCGAGUGCCCGGCCGCCCGCUGCGUGGGCCCCGGCGGCGCGCGUGGUGCUGGAGCGCGGGGUCCCCGCACCGCCGCCGCCGCUCCCCGGAGGAGCCGUGCCGCCCGCGCCCCUGGACAGCAGCGCGUCCCAGGAGGAGCAGGACGAGGAGCUGGACCACAUACUGUCCCCACCACCCAUGCCAUGUCGAAAAUGCAGCAACCCAGAUGUGGCUUCCAGCCCUGGAAAGUCACUCAAGUUCAAAAGACAGCUGAGUGAGGAUGGACGCCAGCUACGAAGGGGGAGCCUGGGAGGAGCUCUGACAGGGAGGUACCUCCUUCCAAACCCAGUGGCAGGGCCCACCUGGUCAGCAUCAGCGGAGACAUCCAACCUUGUGCGUAUGCGCAGUCAGGCCCUGGGCCAGUCUGCACCUUCUCUCACAGCCAGUCUGGAAGGGCAACCUCCGAAGAGCCAUUUCAACUCAGCCCGACAUCGCCAGAGACUAGUGGACCCAGCUUCUUCAAAAAAGGAGCUGAGUCUUCCCAGAAGAGGAAGUUUGAUAGAUUCCCAGAAGUGGAAUUGCUUGGUCAAACGUUGCCGGACAAGUAACCGGAAGAGUUUGAUAGGCAAUGGGCAGUCUCCAGCAUUGCCUCGUCCACAUUCACCACUUUCUGCUCACGCAGGAAAUAGCCCUCAAGAUAGCCCAAGAAAUUUCUCCCCCAGUGCUUCAGCCCAUUUUUCAUUUGCACGGAGGACUGAUGGACGCCGCUGGUCCUUGGCUUCUCUCCCUUCUUCUGGCUAUGGGACGAAUACACCCAGCUCCACAGUUUCCUCAUCCUGUUCCUCCCAGGAGAAGUUGCAUCAGUUACCAUAUCAACCAACACCAGAUGAAUUACACUUCUUAUCGAAACAUUUUUGUACCACCGAAAGCAUCGCCACUGAGAACAGAUGCAGGAAUACACCCAUGCGUCCCCGUUCCCGAAGUCUGAGCCCUGGACGUUCUCCUGCCUGCUGUGACCAUGAAAUAAUUAUGAUGAACCAUGUCUACAAAGAAAGGUUCCCAAAGGCGACAGCUCAGAUGGAAGAGCGUCUAAGAGAAAUUAUCACCAGCUACUCUCCUGACCACGUUCUUCCUCUUGCGGAUGGAGUGCUUAGUUUCACUCACCAUCAGAUUAUUGAAUUGGCAAGGGAUUGCUUGGAUAAAUCCCACCAGGGCCUCAUCACCUCCCGAUACUUUCUUGAAUUACAGCACAAAUUAGAUAAAUUGCUUCAGGAGGCUCAUGAUCGUUCAGAAAGUGGAGAGUUGGCAUUUAUUAAACAACUCGUCCGAAAGAUCCUAAUUGUGAUUGCCCGCCCAGCUCGGUUAUUAGAGUGUCUGGAAUUUGAUCCCGAAGAAUUUUACUAUCUGUUGGAAGCAGCAGAAGGCCAUGCGAAAGAAGGACAGGGUAUCAAGACUGACAUUCCCAGGUAUAUCAUCAGUCAGCUGGGGCUCAAUAAGGAUCCCUUGGAAGAAAUGGCUCAGUUGGGGAACUAUGAUAGCGGGACAGCAGAAACACCAGAAACAGAUGAAUCAGUGAGCAGCUCGAAUGCAUCCCUGAAACUUCGAAGAAAACCUCGGGAAAGUGACUUUGAAACCAUUAAAUUGAUCAGCAAUGGAGCCUAUGGAGCUGUCUACUUUGUUCGACAUAAGGAAUCCCGGCAGAGGUUUGCCAUGAAGAAGAUUAAUAAGCAGAACCUCAUCCUUCGAAAUCAGAUUCAGCAGGCCUUUGUGGAACGGGACAUUCUGACAUUUGCAGAAAACCCCUUCGUAGUCAGCAUGUAUUGCUCCUUUGAAACCAGGCGCCACCUAUGCAUGGUUAUGGAGUAUGUGGAAGGGGGUGACUGUGCGACUCUGAUGAAGAACAUGGGUCCUCUUCCUGUCGAUAUGGCCAGGAUGUACUUUGCCGAAACAGUUCUGGCCUUGGAAUAUCUGCAUAAUUACGGAAUUGUGCAUAGGGAUUUAAAACCAGACAAUUUGCUGGUCACCUCUAUGGGGCACAUAAAGCUGACAGACUUUGGAUUAUCCAAAGUGGGUCUUAUGAGCAUGACUACCAACCUUUACGAGGGUCAUAUUGAGAAAGAUGCUCGAGAGUUCUUGGACAAGCAGGUCUGUGGCACACCUGAAUACAUUGCACCAGAAGUGAUUCUGAGACAGGGCUAUGGGAAGCCAGUGGAUUGGUGGGCUAUGGGAAUUAUCCUCUACGAAUUUCUGGUUGGAUGCGUGCCAUUCUUUGGGGACACUCCAGAAGAGCUAUUUGGACAAGUCAUCAGUGAUGAGAUAAACUGGCCUGAGAAGGAUGAGGCACCACCUCCUGAUGCUCAGGAUCUGAUCACCUUACUUCUCCGGCAGAAUCCCCUCGAGAGACUGGGAACAGGGGGUGCAUAUGAAGUCAAGCAGCAUAGAUUCUUUCGCUCUUUAGACUGGAACAGUUUGCUGAGACAGAAGGCGGAAUUCAUUCCCCAACUGGAAUCCGAAGAUGACACAAGUUAUUUUGAUACUCGGUCUGAGAAGUAUCAUCAUAUGGAGACUGAGGAGGAGGACGACACAAAUGAUGAAGACUUUACUGUGGAAAUCAGGCAGUUUUCUUCGUGUUCACAUCGGUUUUCAAAGGUUUUCAGCAGCAUUGACCGAAUAACUCAGAAUUCAGAAGAGAAGGAAGACUCGGGGGACAAAACCAAAAGCACAGCAUUGCCAUCCACAGAAACGCUAAGCUGGAGUUCAGAGUAUUCAGAAAUGCAACAGUUAUCCACGUCCAACUCUUCAGACACUGAAAGCAGCAGACAUAAGCUCAAUUCUGGCCUGCUUCCGAAACUGGCUAUUUCAGCAGAGGUAGAUCAUGAUGAAGUGACUUCCUGUCCUAGGGACACUCAUGAAGAGCCAGAGAAACCAGCUCUGCCUCCUGCAGAGUGUGCUCAGGAGGAGCCUGAGGUCACCACUCCUGCAAGCACCAUCAGCAGCUCUACCCUGUCAGUUGGCAGUUUUUCAGAGCAUUUGGAUCAGAUAAAUGGACGCAGCGAGUGUGUGGACAGUACAGACAAUUCCUCCAAGCCAUCCAGUGAAGCCGCCUCUCACAUGGCUCGGCAGCGAUUAGAAAGCACAGAAAAAAAGAAAAUCUCGGGGAAAGUUACAAAGUCCCUUUCUGCCAGUGCUCUGUCCCUCAUGAUCCCAGGAGACAUGUUUGCUGUUUCUCCCCUGGGCAGUCCAAUGUCACCCCACUCCCUGUCUUCAGACCCAUCUUCUUCCCGGGAUUCCUCUCCCAGCCGAGAUUCAUCAGCAGCUUCUGCCAGCCCACAUCAGCCCAUCGUGAUCCACAGUUCAGGAAAGAACUAUGGCUUCACCAUCCGAGCCAUCAGGGUGUAUGUGGGGGACAGUGACAUUUACACGGUGCACCAUAUUGUUUGGAAUGUAGAAGAAGGCAGCCCAUCAUACCAGGCAGGACUGAAGGCUGGGGACCUCAUCACGCACAUCAAUGGAGAACCAGUGCAUGGACUUGUACACACUGAAGUCAUAGAGCUCCUGCUAAAGAGUGGAAACAAGGUGUCCAUCACUACCACCCCAUUUGAAAACACAUCCAUCAAAACGGGACCAGCCAGAAGAAACAGCUAUAAGAGCCGGAUGGUGAGGCGGAGCAAGAAAUCAAAGAAAAAAGAAAGUCUGGAAAGGAGGAGGUCCCUCUUCAAGAAACUCACCAAGCAGCCUUCUCCUUUACUCCACACCAGCCGAAGUUUCUCCUGCUUGAACCGAUCCCUUUCCUCAGGGGAGAGCCUCCCAGGCUCCCCCACCCACAGCCUGUCUCCCCGGUCUCCAACGCCCAGCUACCGCUCCACACCUGACUUCCCAUCCGGUACUAACUCCUCCCAGAGCAGCUCCCCAAGCUCCAGUGCCCCCAAUUCUCCAGCGGGCUCAGGACACAUCCGGCCCAGCACCCUACAUGGCCUGGCCCCCAAACUCAGUGGACAGCGGUACCGCUCUGGACGGCGCAAGUCUGCUGGCAGCAUCCCCCUUUCGCCGCUGGCCCGGACACCCUCUCCGACCCCACAGCCCACUUCCCCGCAGCGGUCUCCAUCUCCCCUGCUGGGACACUCACUGGGCACAAGCAAGGUAGCCCAAGCCUUCCCCAGCAAGAUGCACUCCCCACCUACCAUCGUGCGCCACAUUGUGCGGCCUAAGAGCGCAGAGCCUCCUCGCUCACCUUUGCUCAAGCGUGUACAGUCGGAGGAGAAGCUCUCGCCUGCCUAUGGGGGUGACAAGAAGCACCUUUGCUCCCGCAAGCACAGCCUGGAGGUCACACAGGAAGAGGUGCCGAGGGAGCAGGUCCCCCGAGAGGCCACUGUGCAGAGCCUGGAAGAGAAUGUAUGUGAUGCGCCCUCACUGAGCCGGGCACGGCCUGUGGAGCAGGGCUGCCUGAAGCGCCCUGCUGCCCGCAAGCUGGGCCGGCAGGAGUCUGUUGAUGACCUGGACCGGGAAAAACUGAAGGGCAAGGUGGUGACCAAGAAACCCGAGGGCCUCCUGGACAAACACGAAAUACAGCAUCCCAAGGCCCACGGCACCAGUGGUGACUCAGAGAACCUCUCGACCUCCCGGCUGGAAGACAGAGAGAAGGUAUAUGCAAAGGCACCAGAAAGGCCGAGCCCUUUUGAAAACAAGCCAGUGCUGCAGGAGGCCACAUCCCUGGGUAGCCUGCUGAAGGAUGCACUACACAAGCAGGCCAGCGCACGGGCCAGCGAGGGGGCAGCCUCAGACAGGCCAGUACCCCCUGAGCACAGCCAGGCCCCCGGAGACCUCAAGCGACCAUCCACACCAGGCUCACUCCCAGACAGCCUAAGCCCCUCCACUGACAGGGCCUCUUCCAGGAAGGUGGGGGACAGUUCCGAGAAGGGCUCUCAGGCCAAGGAGUGUCCCCGCUGUGAGAAGCUCGACAGCCGGCUGGCUAGCCUGGACUACCUGCGGAAGAUGAUGUCUCUGGAAGACAAAGAGGACAGCCUCUGUCCAGGACUCAAGCCCAAGAUGGCCUGUGGCACCCACGAGGGCCUGUCUGGGAGCUCUGUCCGGCCCGUUGGGGCCCAGCAGGAGUCUCUGACUGCCUCCGAAGGCCGAGCUUUCAUAGCCAGUGCCCAUGGAGCCCAGGUGAGCACCGGCCCCUUUGUUCCGCUAAAGAGCCUGAGUGGCCGGGCAGAUGGCGGGGCUGAGAAACCAGGCUUGGUCCCCCCUGAGUCACCCAUCCGCAAAAGCCCCUCUGAGUACAAGCUGGAAGGAAGGUCCAUGUCAUGCCUGAAGCCCAUUGAGGGCACACUGGACAUUGCUCUUCUAUCUGGACCCCAGACCUGCAAGGCUGAGCUAUCUUCCCCAGAGCCCACCCUGAGCCCCUGCCCAGGCAGUGAACUUGACCCCUUGGGGUUCCCUGCCCUACCCAGCAGUGGGGGCAAGAAGGGCGAAGCCUCAAGCCAGAGGGAGCCUCCCCCAUCCAACUUUAGGGUAACUAAAUCCGUCCUGCUGGAGCCCCGGUUUGCACCCACCAGCCGCAGCCUCCAAGUCUCCUCAGCAGCGGCUCUUCCUGAGGCUGAAUCACGGAGAGACAAGAGGGGACCCCAGGCUGCCCGGACCCCUGCUCUGCUUGCUGAAAGUCCUGCCCCGUGCCGAGAGGCUAGCUCCUUUCCAACGCAAAAUCAAUACAUGGCUGGGGAUCUGGCCAGAGCAAGGGGCUCACUUUCCACUACAGGAGUCCCCUCAAGAGAGAAGGGUGGCCCAAGAGACUCUUCCGAAGGGGGCCUGUCCACCCCCCGAAAUGAGGGCCCUGUUCUGAGAGCUGUAGGCCACCGAGAAGUCUCUACUGACCUGUCUUCUCCAGAUACUGCUCGAGCCAAUGACAGCUCCAGAAACAACAUCUCAGUGGGCAGGGCCCACCCCCAGGAGUCUCUCACAGAGCGACAGGCCAUGGGGAAAACCUGUGGACCUGGAGGAAAAGCACACCCCAAGGAGAUGAGGCCACUUGCCAGGGAGGAGUCAGCAGGGGCCCCUGGUGAGCAUGUGCUGGACAAGGGAAGAAGUGGCCUGGACUCCAGACUAGAUGCCUCUAGCACUGCCAGUCACUCUCUACAGGCACCAGUAUCUGGGGCCAGCAAGAGUGAAAAACUCAUUGGGGGACCCUCUUUGCCAAAAGACAGCCCCAAGGAGCCUGAAAGGAAAGAGCAGCCUUUCCCAAAGCAGGUCAGUGGUGGCUUUCAGCCCCCGCACACCAUCACCAAAGAACCCCACAGCCAGGUCGUACGGCCUCCCUGCAGUACCCCGAGUCUUUCUGCUCCUGGCCGGGAGCUGAGCAAUAGUCCCAGCACUGCAGAGCCAGGCCCCGGCCUCCUUCACACUCCCAAACCCACGGCCAUACACGGUGCAAGCAGUAGCCACAAGCCUCGGCCUGGCCCUGAUGUAGGACCCCCAAAGUCAAAGCACUCAGAUAGGCCUGCCUUCUCCCAGAAGCUGGGUGCUGUGGCCAUGGGGGGCAGAGAGCCUGGUACUCCAUCCCGUGCUGUGUCUACCACUCCAAGCCGAGAGGUGAAGGACAGCAGUAAAGGGGUUCAGGAUGCCCUCCCUGCCACCCCAGUCUCCCACAAAGCAAUGGGUGCUGCCUCCCAAGGAGGAAUUGGCUCACCCCUUGCACAGCUUUCAGAGGCAGGUACCCUAGAUACCAAACUGAAGUCCACAAUGGGUGGGCGCCCCUUGGAGGCACUGGAGAAGCAGCUGCCAAAGCCAGGACACUCAACAGGGAGUGAGUCCACAGACCCUGCAGUCGCAGUUGCCAGUGAGAAGCACACCCUGUCUCCAAAGCAUCCCAAACCAUCCACUGUGAAAGAUGGCACCUCUCUCUGCAGACAAAUGGACAGGAGCCCCAGUCCCCAGACUGCAGUCACCACAGACCGGAAAUCUGAAGGGAAGAGAGGCACAGAAGCACUUUAUGUCAUGGCCGAUGGUGGUAGGCUGGAGGCCAACCAUCCCCAGACACAAGGAGAGACCAGGUUGCUCGGAGUAGAGAGGCCACCAAUGGCUGGGCCCAAGGUCUUCCCAGAGACCAGAGGGAAAGGCGUUGGGCCCCAGAAGCCCCUGACUGAGGCUGCCAAGCCAGGCAGCCUGAAACGGUCACCCUCAGCUACCGGGCAGAGCUCCCUCAAAUCUGCAGCCCUCCCCGAGAAAUCUCUGAGCUGCUCCUCCAGCUUUGCCGAAGCCAGAGCCGGUGCUGGGGAGGCCUCUGCAGCCAACACUGACCCCGCAUCUGCUAAGGCCCAUCGGGCUGAGUCCUCAGUCCUCGGACCCAGGGAACCAAGGAAAUGUCUGCCUGGGGUGGAAGGCAGGACCCAGAUGACCAAGAGUGACUCUCUGCCAUCCUUCUGGAGCUCCAUCUCCCUGGAGCCACCCCAAUGUGGCCCCGGUGUGUUCUCAGGGGCAGCUGGCCACCGGGACAGGGCCUUGUCAGUCACUGCCAGCCCAGGAGAUACCAAGGGGAAGGACAUAACCCCAACUCAGUCACUGCAGCUGAGGAAGCAGAACACAGGCCGAGAAGGAGCCAAGCCAGGCCCUGCACACACGCCCAGCACUGAACGUCCCUUCUCCCUUUCUUCUGAAAAGGACUUUGUGGUGCGACAGAGGCGAGGGAAAGACAGUUUGCGGAGCAGCCCUCAUAAAAAGGCCUCAUAAUGCAGCAGGCUUUCCCCUGCCACCCCCUUGAAUGUGUAACUGUCUUCACUACCUGUCAGAACCAGCACUGUGUGGGCAAGUCCACAGGCCAAGCCUGGGGCUGGGGGAAGGAUGAGAGAGGGAAGGAGAAUACAGAGCAAAAGAGAAGAAGGCCUUCCAUACCACCCCAAUCGUAACCGGUGAAACUGCUACCAGAUAGUGUUUGUACAAAAGGAAAAAGGAGGGGGAAAAAGACCCACAAAAACACAAGAUACCUUUACAAGUUGAGUGUUCUUGAGGAGAAAGAUUUCCUCUGUACAUAUCUAGCAACGUGUUUGGUUUGGGAUGUAGAGUGUAAACCUUGCUGCUGAUUGAAUUGUUUACUAUCUCUCUCUUUCUCUCUUUUUUGUUUUGUUUUUUUAAAUAAGAUUUUUUUUUUGCUUGACCACUUAUCCUAAGAUAGUCAUGAAGCAAGAAGGUUAAUGGGGGGUGCUAAAGUAGAGAUGCACCCACCUUUCUGUGUAAACACGCCCACCUACAUGUUUUGGUCUGUGGUUCCAGAGACUGUUUUAAGGCUCUAUUUUUUAUCAGUUCAGUCCUUCUAAUUAAAAUUUAAGAAGUGAACAAAAGCCCUAACUAGAGUAGACAGUAUGUUGUAAAUGUGUAUUUUUGACCAGAGAUUUUGAUAGUACCAUGUCUGGCUACCUAUAUUUUCAGAUCAAAAACAAGAGCUCUUCUAACUCACUGCAUGAGGAGAUUGCCUCCAGUAGGAAGGUCUAGAGCAGAAGACAGUGGCCCCACUCAUGUCUUGGUUAUCCUAAUGGACAUCUUGAUCCUGGGUUUCAACUGUCUGUUAAGCCAGUUGUCCUUGUCUGUGGGGUGUUUGUCGGUCAUCACACUGGGUUGAGCUGGGAGCAGGCUCCCAACACAAGUCCACUUUAUUUCUGUUCUUUCCUUUUUCCUUGUUUCUGCUCUUACACUCAUAGUCUUGAUGCUAUGAGUCACUAGUCCAAGAAGCACACAUUUCCUGGUAAAGUCCUGUACCAGCACUACUUCUUAACAAAAACGCAAAAAUUGCUGGUCACACGCAAAUCUGCUAGUACUUAGGUUGAGGAUGAGCAUUACGCAUUGGAAGAGGUUUUAAGGUCUCUCUUUCUUUUCUCUCUCUCUCUUUUUUUUUUUUUUUGAGGAAAGGAUAGGGCAUAGAUUUUGGCAUCAUAGCAUAUAUAUUUAGGAAUAAUCAGGACAUCAGAUACAUUUUAAUACAUAGCUGGGGCCUUAUGUUGUAGAUGAAGCUUGCUGUUUUUUAGCAAGUUCCUGGGUUUCACAUUCAUUUCUGAUGCAUUGAGUAGCUCCAUACUUUUCAUAACAUGAUCUCUUUAUUUGUAUGCAAAAAUUUACUGUAUUAAUAAAGAGCAGCAUUUUUGUAACAAAAAAAAAAAGACUUGUUGGAGCUAUUUGGUGCUUGAAUGUGGCUGUCCUUUUUACUUUUGCUAAAGCCUUAUUUAAAUUUUGUAUACCAUGAAAUAUGUAGAUUUUGUCAAAUCAUUUUAGUGCUGGGGGGGUUCUUUGUUUUUAUGUUGCAGUUUUCCUGGUAACUUGUUUUGUACUAUAAGAUGGCACUCACUGACAUAAGUAGUAAGGCACUAAGAGAAAAUGCGCACAGAUAAGUAUUUAUACCAUGCUUGGGAUCUAUAGAAGAAUUUUUUUGUUUCAUUUUGUAGAGGAAAAAAUUACCAAUAAAUACUAAUCUCACACCCAGACCCCUUCGGGGUGACUUAGUGUUUCAGGCGAUAAAAUUAUUCACCAAGCACAGCAUCAUCUUAGAGCCCUGUGGAUUGUAAAUCAUUUAGUGUGGCUGUAAACGCAGCUCCAGGAACAAAGGCAUAACUUAACCAAAUGCUUGGUUGUCCUUUAUUGUAAAAUGAGUUGGCAGUAGCAAAAAAAUAAAAAUCAAGUCUCCUUUUUGUCCCCCAACAUUUUCCCCAUGUAGUUUUAGCCAUCCUCCAUCACUGUGUUGUGAAAUAGUAGAAGAAAAAAAAUAUUUUACAUAAAGUGCAUUUCAAAAGUAGUUUGAACAAUUAUAUUUCUCUCUGUGUUAGAUGGUUGUCAUAACCCAACCCAUCUGUACAGACAUCAAAACAGGUGUUUGGAGGUAGUUCAUGGUUUACAGCCUUUGCUUUUUAACUGUCCAUUUUUUCUUUAAAGCACAACUAGCUGCUUGUUUACAGAUGAUAUUUUUAUGUAUAUUUUGUACAGUGUAUUAUCUUUUUUUUUUUUCGCCAAAUAUGUUUUGCAUUCUGGAUGAGUAAAGAGUACCUAAGAUUGCAUUCAUGUAAAACCUGUUUGUUGUUGUAAACCUCUCCAGUCAGCUGGUAGAAAUUCUCCUGUGUUCUCUUUGGUCGGUCUCCUGUGAUUGUAAAAUGUGCUCCUUAGUAGUACUCCCAGCUGUAGACUUACCAGCUUAAAAGUUUGUUAGGAUCUGUGCAAUAAAGUGUUUGCAGUCUUAUUUUCUCUAAGAAAUACCCAAUGGAUGUCAUAAUUGUUGUAUAUUGAACAAAUAUUUAUACUUAUGCAGUCGCAUAACAUUGAAAUAAAAUUUAGCAUGAAAAGAUAA